Molecule: messenger RNA, 604 nt
Organism: Selaginella moellendorffii
Lineage: Eukaryota; Viridiplantae; Streptophyta; Lycopodiopsida; Selaginellales; Selaginellaceae
Product: ORM1-like protein 2
Exons: 3
Coding region: 42-512 (156 amino acids)
Biological process (GO): negative regulation of ceramide biosynthetic process; ceramide metabolic process; intracellular sphingolipid homeostasis
Cellular component (GO): endoplasmic reticulum membrane
Source: RefSeq, a predicted model, not a curated record
UUCUAAGAUCAGGGUUUUGGGAGCGCUGCUCGCUUGGCCCGAUGUUUGUCAAGGUAGGGCAUCCCGCGGAUCUCAACAAGAACACAGAGUGGUUCCAGUACCCUGGAAUCUGGACGACCUACAUCCUCAUCAUCUUCUUGUCAUGGCUUUUGGUGCUAUCGCUGCUGGGAUGCUCCGUGGGAACGGCAUGGACGAUUGUCAAUCUGGUCCACUUUGGAGUGACGUACAAUUUCUUCCACUGGAAGAAGGGGACGCCGUUUGCCGAGGACCAAGGCCUGUAUAGCAAAUUGACGUGGUGGGAGCAAAUGGAUCACGGGCGGCAGCUCACGCGGAACCGCAAGUUCUUGAUGGUGGUGCCAGUGGUCCUGUAUCUCAUCGCGUCCCACACCACGGACUACAAGAACCCGUUCCUCCUCCUCAACACCAUCGCGGUGCUCGUGCUCGUCAUCGCAAAGCUUCCUCACAUGCACAAGGUUCGCAUACUUGGCAUCAACGCUGACUAUCCAACUUAGCGACGAACACACAAGCUUUUAGUUUUUAGUAAGAGCGCUUGUACAUGACACAGCAUAUGUAUAAGAUGAAGCUUUCAUGUUUCUUUUCGAAA